GAGUCAGUCGGUUCUGAAGUGCUGGUUUAGCAAGUUCGUUUAGCUUUCUAUCUGUCAUUUUGUUUGCUGCAUUCGGAAGUAAAUAAACAAACAAAAUGAAUGCGUGGAAUUUAUUAAUGUGAAACACAAGAUUGUAAUCAUACAAACACGCACACAUACAUAUACAUAUAUGUAUGUAUGUAUAUAUAGUAUGCAAAACCAUAUGCAAUUAAAGAUUUUAAGUUACACUGUGAUCUUAAAGUUAAUCUUAACUUUGCGAGGAGCCUACUUUAAUUUAUCAGUAUUUGUAAAAUGUUCAACUGACGCAGACAGCGAAUUUACUUAAAUUAACUGUUGAGUAGAAGAGUAGCGAGCGAUCUACAAAAUAUCAAAUAUAUAUAUAACUCAUGUAAGCCGUUUUUGAGGCCAUGUGGUAUAAAAAUGCCAAUGCAGAAUGAACAGAAUGCCGAAAUAAUCAAAAGUAUUUGGAAUUAUAAUAAAUUCGAAAUUGGAGGAAUUGGAGGACAACUUCGACAUGGGCUAGUGCAAGGUGCACGCCAAAUUUAUUCUAUUAAAGGAGAAGCUAGUAAACAUCUAUCCAAAUAUUAUAUUGUAUUUAAUCUCUUGAAUAUUAAAAGAGAACGGGAACUGGCAAUACAACAACUGAAACGACUUCGGACACAUGUUAUGUAUUUAUCGUACACAUUAACAAAAUUAUGUCUUAUCAUUGUCUUACUAUUGCCAUUCCUAAGUAUACAACAAACCAAUGCUCAAAAUAUUUUAGACCCGAUUCCUUUAUCAAUUGCCAACUCCAAUUCAGUUGUAAACAGCUUCAAGAUUAUACGUAACAAAACUCAUCAGGCUCAUCAAAUACCUAAAACUAUUCGAAGAAAUCCACUAAGCUUCUACGAAUACUAUAACAAUCAUUCAAACGGAAAGGAAAACGGAUAUAGUCUGAUAAUUUUAAGUCAAUCUAAACAUUUCUACGCUCAAGUUGUCCAUGAGGCAAAUAAUAAGUUCUUAAGUACAAAUUCCGUGCAAAACGUGAAUUCUUUCACUUCUGCCUCGACAAAUCGAACUAAACGAUAUAUUAAUGUUAAAGAUAGUACUGCGUCAAUACAUAAGAUUAUAAAUAAAAAAGAAGCUAGCAGCCAAAUAUUGAAAUCAACAUCAGGUGAACACAAAAACAAUCACAAUAUAUACAAAAACUCAAAAAAUAGUCAAGAUAAACUAACCAAACUAGUUAUGAAUGGACUUGGCUUAAAAAAACUUCCAGAUAUGAAAAAGGCAAAUAUAAGCCAAAUCGAAUACUCAAGGAAAUAUAUCGAAUACUUAGAGCGCCUUAGAAAAAGAGAAAUUCGGAAAAACAAUGACGAUGGCGACAUGGAGAAUACUGCAACUCAUCUUCAGAUUUAUAGCAUCGUAACAAGUAAAUUUAAGGACAUUACACGUAAACGAAGGCAUAGUAGUGAACGUGCCAUAAGAUCAACGAAACACUUUAAGAAUUCCCAUAGACGUGUUGGCAAUCAUAACAAACUGGAGGAAAACGAUAAGACAAAUAUUCUUUUACACUUCCCAUUAAUGGUAGAUGAUGCUCAAUUCAACUACGAGCAAAUCAAUGAGGCUAAUGUGAGGCUAAUGAUUCUAUAUAAUCCAUCGCUGGCUAUACACUCAAGGUCAGUAGAAACUGAUUCCAAAGCAUUUCGUCGAAAAAGCAAUAAUCGAUAUUAUAAAAAGCAUGCACAAAACGGAACGGACUGUAAAAACGAUCAUAUUAAUAACUAUCCUAAAUCAAAAACAUUCAUUCAAAAACCAAAACCAAACAAUAGCAAAAGGAAAAAACACAUUUUAAAUUUAAAAGUCUAUCAAUUGCUGAGAUUGAACAAACGUCAAAUUCUAGACGGCCGUCAAAUUGAGUUCGAUAACGAUUUGAAUUAUAGCGCCACGAGAGGAGAUGAAACUUACAGUCAAUGGCUGGAAUUCGAUGUGACCGUAGCAGUUCGAUCCUGGCUGAACAAGUCUCGCGAAAAUCUUGGCAUUGAAAUACAAUGCGAUAAGUGUAAACGUAUAGGAGCAAGGAUAUUAAGUGAAGUUUCAACAUUAAACCCGCAUUUAAUUGAAUCCACAUCCCACCACAUCCAAGACCAAUUUCAUUUGACGCCGGUGUUAAACAUUAUUGGUCAGAUUGGUCGGACGCACAGUGAAGAAGCAAUUCACCCACAAACUCUAAAUUUGAAGUGGAACAAUCAAAGUCAUAACGACUAUUUUUACCAUCGUUAUGGACAAGGCCAAGGUUCCAUAAAAAAAUUGCCAAAUAGUUGCUAUAGAGCGCAUCAACGGUGUUGUCGACAUCAAUUGGACGUUGACUUCAAGAACAUCAAGGGUUUCGAAUUUAUCAUUCAGCCAAAAACUUUCGAUGCUGGAUAUUGCAAGGGUCGAUGUCCUCCACGCCACAAUCCAGCUCACCACCAUGCACUUUUGCAGAGUCUAAUAUGGCAACAAGAUCACAAUCGCGUACCUCGACCGUGCUGUGUCCCUUCAAAGCUCACCGAAAUCGAGAUAUUACAUGUGGACGAAGAGCAUAGUGAUAAGCUAAAAUAUCGACAUGGAGCAAUAUGCAAGUUAUAGAAUGUGCUUGCUCUUGAAAAGGAAGCGAAUUUUGACUUGUUAUGAUUUGUUAUGUUUUAACAAUAUAUUGUACAUUGUAAUCCUCGAAAAAUAUUUUUAUUCGAUAUAAAUAAUAAUAAUAAUAUUAGCAAACAAUAUUGGUAUAUUUAUUAAAAUUAUUUUAUUUAUGGCUAAUCGUCGGCUUGUGGAUUCUAACCCAAAUCUAAGUUUCUGAAAAUUACAAAUGUAGUUUUUCUGUAGUAUAUCGUCAUUGUCUUCAUAUUUACAUACAUUAUAUAUAUAAUAUAUAAUAUGCAGACAAUGACAUGGAAGCAACAUGAUUGUCUAGUAUUAAUAACACUAUUAGGCAAUCUAUAUUUAUUACUUCCGAUUCUACUUUGCUUUGCUUUGCAAAUUAUAUUUAUUUAUUUAUUUACAUGUUAAUUACUAUGUUAAAAAUUAUAAUAACUAAAAGAAGGGAGUGCUAGCUGCUAAGGCAGCUAGUUGAUAGUUAACGUCUAAGAAUUAUUUGCAAAUUAUAAAUGAUUUAAUUUCUUAAGACAAUAUGCAAAAG
Molecule: messenger RNA, 3160 nt
Organism: Drosophila albomicans
Lineage: Eukaryota; Metazoa; Arthropoda; Insecta; Diptera; Drosophilidae
Gene: mav
Biological process (GO): SMAD protein signal transduction; BMP signaling pathway
Cellular component (GO): extracellular region
Molecular function (GO): growth factor activity; cytokine activity
Source: RefSeq, a predicted model, not a curated record